Molecule: messenger RNA, 453 nt
Organism: Colletotrichum spaethianum
Lineage: Eukaryota; Fungi; Ascomycota; Sordariomycetes; Glomerellales; Glomerellaceae
Product: cyanate hydratase
Exons: 3
Coding region: 1-453 (150 amino acids)
Molecular function (GO): DNA binding; cyanate hydratase activity
Source: RefSeq, a predicted model, not a curated record
AUGUCCGGAAAGCUCGCAAGCCUUGACGUCCUUUUCGACGCAAAGGCGCAGAGCGGCCAUACCUUUGAGGCUAUCGCCAAGCACCUGGGCCGCAGUGAGGUGGCGGUUGCGGGCAUCUUCUACGGCCAGGUGCAAGCGUCGGAUGAAGAUGUCGAGAAGUUGUCGGGACUUCUCGGCGUCGACGCUGCGUCCUUGAAGCCCAAACUGACUGCCUUCCCUGACCGUGGUCGCGCAGGGCCCAUGCCACCUGUUGAGCCGCUCAUCUACCGUCUGUACGAGAUCGUGCAGAACUACGGUUACGCCUACAAGGCCAUUUUGAACGAGAAGUUUGGCGACGGUAUCAUGAGCGCCAUCUGCUUCAACACCAGUGUCGAGAAGGAGACCGAUGAGGCAGGGAACCCGUGGGUUGUCAUUACCCUCAAGGGCAAAUGGCUCCCUUUUACCCGCUUCUAA